This is a messenger RNA of Propithecus coquereli (Coquerel's sifaka), 2067 nucleotides long. RefSeq names its product ATP-binding cassette sub-family A member 3-like. NCBI's taxonomy places the organism in Eukaryota, Metazoa, Chordata, Mammalia, Primates, Indriidae. Gene Ontology annotation, molecular function: ABC-type transporter activity; ATP binding; ATP hydrolysis activity. Gene Ontology annotation, biological process: transmembrane transport; lipid transport. The transcript has 12 exons. The record is from RefSeq and is a predicted model, not a curated record. Gene Ontology annotation, cellular component: intracellular membrane-bounded organelle; membrane. The coding region runs from base 1 to 2067 and encodes 688 amino acids.
AUGAGCGCCCCGCCGCGCUGCGGUGCCACCUGCCGGUCACCGCCCUGGCUCCGGGGGCGGAGCAACGCCGCCCCGCCCCCCAGGCCUGUCUUCUCCUCCUUCGCCCAUCCCAACUCCCAAGGGUGGGCGGGAUGGGUCCCCUCCAGCGGUGGAUUGCCCACGAUUGGCGUCGAGGCGACAGUUCGAGGCUUUUCCUCAGAAGAAGCUUUUGAGAAGUACAUUAAGUAUGAAUAUAAGAAUGUUCAUGUGCUGGCUGCUAUUAUUUUUGAUCAUAACUUCAAAAACGUCAAUGACAGAUUGCCACUGAAGAGGCGGAAUACAGUGGGUUUACUUGUGGAAAUUGGCCUGAUACUUGUAGUUUUGGUAUUGCUUUUGAUGGAACGUAAACUAAUAAAAAAGGAGUUUCGUAAUGCUUCCACUUUUGAUCCUCUUCCUUUGACACUACCUGCUUUCCUCAUUAAUUCUUCAGUGGUAUAUGAGUUGGUUUAUGUGCCUUCUGAAAGUGAUGUGGCAAAAAAUAUUACUGAGAUGGUGAAAAGGGAUUUAAAUGCCAAUUUUAAAGGGUACAUCAAAGAAGGGUUCCUGAUUGUGCAGCAUUCCUUAGAUAAGGCCAUCAUGAUAUAUCACAAUGGAAGAGAGGCAGAAAGGAUGUUUGAUAAUGCCAGCAUUUUGGCUCAGAGAUUUCCAUACCCUGCUUAUUAUCAUGAUGGUCAUAUGUGGUCGUUUUUGAGUUUCUUCUCUUGGAUAGUUUUAUUUGCAUUUUCUCAAAAUGAACUCACCUUCAUCAGGAACAUCACAUCAGAAAAAGAAAAGAGAUUAAAGAGUCUGCAAGAAUAUGUGAUUGGACGGCAUGUAAUUGCAAUGGCUGCUGAAGGAUUUGUUUUCAUCCUGUUGAUUCUUCUUCUGGAGACCAACUUAUGGAGAGUGAGAAUCUUUGUGUUUCGCUGUAUUUUCUUUGGAAUCUACAGGAAAUUUAAUAAGGAUAAAUUAUCCCUGAAAUUAUCUGGAGUAUCUGAAGAUGAAGAUGUACAAAAUGAAAGAGAGAGAGUCCUGGAGCAGCCUCGGGAGUUGCUGAAUUCCCCAGUGCUUAUUAAUGAACUCACGAAGAUAUAUUUUACAGUUCCAGCCAUUGUGGCUGUAAGAAAUAUCUCCCUUGCAAUCCAAAAGGAGGAGUGCUUUGGAUUGCUUGGAUUAAAUGGAGCUGGAAAAACUACAACCUUUCAAAUUUUGACUGGAGGGGAGAUGGCUACCUCAGGGGAUGUGUUCAUUGAAGGCUGUAGCAUCACUAAAAAUACGCUAAAGGUAAGGUCAAAAAUGGGCUAUUGUCCACAGUUUGAUGCCUUGCUGAAUUUCAUGACUGCUCGGGAACUAAUGAUCAUGUAUGCGAGGUUGUGGGGGAUUUCUGAGACCGAGAUUAACUUUUAUGUGAACAACUUAUUGAAAAUGCUGAAUCUGCAAGCCCAUGCUGAUAAGAUUAUCUCCACUUACGGUGGAGGAAACAAACGUAGGCUGUGUACUGCUGUUGUCCUAAUGGGAAAGCCCUCAGUUGUCUUCUUGGAUGAGCCAUCAACUGCCAUGGACCCAAUAGGCCGGCGCCUGCUCUGGAACACAGUGACACAGGCACGUAAAAGUGGCAAAGCCAUCGUCAUAAACUCCCACAGUAUGGAGGAAUGUGAUGUCCUCUGUACCAGGCUGGCCAUUAUGGUACAGGGAAAGUUUGUGUGCCUGGGUAGCCCUCAAUAUCUCAAGAACAAGUUCGGCAACAUUUAUAUUCUGAAAGUCAAGUUCAGAACUGAUGCAGUUGAGAAUAUAAUAGAAGGUUUUAAAACACUUAUUGCCAAGGUUUUCCCAGGUAGUGUCUUAAAGCACGAGAAUCAAGGGAUCCUUAACUACUACAUUCCCAGGAAGGACAAUAGCUGGGGAAAGGUGUUUGGCAUUUUGGAGAAAGCUAAAGAGCAAUUUGAUUUAGAAGACUAUUCCAUCAGUCAGAUAACACUUGAACAAGUCUUCCUGACCUUUGCUGACCCAGAUAAAACAGUAGAAGAUCAUAAAAAACAGCUUCCAUGA